GAUAUUCCUUACUUGCCAACGUUUCUCUCUCUUCAGAUAUAAAUAUGAUCGGCGGAUUUUAAUAAGAAAAAAAAAAAUAAAAGAGGAGUGAGAGAUCGAAUUGGCAGAAGAUGAAGAUUUUCGUCAAAACUCUCAAAGGCACUCACUUCGAUAUCGAAGUCAAACCCGAAGAUGCGGUUGCUGAUGUAAAAAAGAACAUAGAAACUGUCCAAGGAGCAGAUGUUUAUCCUGCUGCGCAACAAAUGCUUAUUCAUAAAGGGAAGGUUCUUAAAGAUGGUACGACACUGGCUGAGAACAGUGUCACUGAAAAUAGCUUUAUUGUCAUCAUGUUAACCAAGAAUAAGAGUUCAUCUGGUGAGGGUUCCACUGCUUCAACAGCUCCUACAACUAAAGCUCCUCAGGCAAGUUCACCACCACCAGCUUCAACACCAGCUUCUACUGCGCCUGUUGCAACUUCAGCUACGACUGCACCUGUCACUGAAUCUGCUCCUGUUGCUUCAAUUACUACUGCGUCAGAAACUGAUGUUUAUGGCCAAGCAGCAUCUAAUCUGGUUGCAGGAAGUAACUUAGAGGGUGCAAUCCAGCAAAUUCUUGAUAUGGGUGGAGGGACCUGGGAUAGGGAUACCGUUGUCCGCGCUCUUCGUGCUGCUUAUAAUAACCCAGAGAGAGCUGUUGAAUAUUUGUAUUCUGGUAUCCCUGAGCAAGAUGAAGCUCCACCUGUGGCCCGUGCCCCUGUCGUUGGGCAGACCACUAACCCUCUAGCACAGCCACAACAGCCUGCACAAACAGCACCUGUUCCUUCAAGUGGACCCAAUGCAAAUCCUUUAGACCUCUUUCCCCAGGGCCUUCCCAACAUGGGUGCAGCUGGUGCUAGGGCAGGCAAUCUUGAUUUCUUGCGCAACAGUCCACAGUUCCAAGCUUUGCGAGCGAUGGUGCAGGCCAACCCACAAAUAUUGCAGCCUAUGCUUCAAGAGUUGGGGAAACAAAAUCCUAAUCUAAUGAGGCUUAUUCAAGAGCAUCAGGCUGACUUUCUUCGCCUGAUCAAUGAACCUUCUGAAGGUGGAGAGGGGAACAUAUUGGGGGAAUUAGCUGAGGCGAUGCCACAAGCUGUACAAGUCACACCCGCGGAACAUGAAGCCAUAGAAAGGCUGGAAGCAAUGGGCUUUGAUCGAGCAACUGUGCUCCAAGUGUUCUUUGCCUGCAACAAGAAUGAGGAACUGGCAGCCAACUACCUUUUAGAUCAUAUGCAUGACUUUGAGGAUUGAUUUGGUAUAGAAAAUGGCUAGGGAAAGUUCAAAAAAUUUUUUUUUUAGUCUUUUGUUAUUCAUCUUCCUCCCGUCUUCAACUCUACGUACUUUAUUAUUUCUUAAUGAAGUAAUGUGAAGUGUUUGGUGCAGCAGACACAAGGGAUUCUUUCCUUUUUAGGAACCAUUAUAAUUUAUAACGUUGUAUACGAAGAGUCUUCGUUCCUAAGUUUGUGUAUACUGUAGAAGAGAUUUGUAUGCAAUCAUUUGGCUUCCAAGUUUCA
Messenger RNA from Durio zibethinus, 1528 nucleotides. RefSeq names its product ubiquitin receptor RAD23c-like. The record is from RefSeq and is a predicted model, not a curated record. Gene Ontology annotation, biological process: proteasome-mediated ubiquitin-dependent protein catabolic process; nucleotide-excision repair. Gene Ontology annotation, molecular function: damaged DNA binding; proteasome binding; ubiquitin binding. Gene Ontology annotation, cellular component: cytosol; nucleoplasm. Lineage: Eukaryota; Viridiplantae; Streptophyta; Magnoliopsida; Malvales; Malvaceae.